Capsicum annuum is the source of this 654-nucleotide messenger RNA. RefSeq lists its product as uncharacterized. Gene Ontology annotation, molecular function: nucleic acid binding; zinc ion binding. The coding region runs from base 1 to 654 and encodes 217 amino acids. NCBI's taxonomy places the organism in Eukaryota, Viridiplantae, Streptophyta, Magnoliopsida, Solanales, Solanaceae. The record is from RefSeq and is a predicted model, not a curated record. The transcript has a single exon.
AUGGAAUUACCUGAGAGUAAUAGUUCUCAUUGGAAGUCCAUGUUUAUAGAUGGUCUUCCCAUAUUAUUUGCUGAAAGAAUUAGGAAAACCCUUAGAGGUCCUAAUGUGAGUAUUAACUAUGAGGCUUACACCUAUGGUAACCCUAUAAAGGUUGUUACUCAAGAAGGUUUAAAUUUAUGUAGUGGGAUUAAGUUAAACCAACAGAUUAAGAAGUAUCGUAUUACUGAGAGACAACAGCUGGGAGAAUUUUAUGAGCAAUUUGCUAUAGAUAUUCCCAAAAGCGCUAGAGAAUCUCAUAAGAGUAAGAAAAAGUACUCUGGGGAGAAAAGGUCUAAAAGGAUUGACAAGAAGGAAAAAAAAAAAGAGGAUUACAAAUCCAAAAAGGCUUAUAGAAAAGCCAAGAAGGCCAACACUUGUUACCAAUGUGGUAGAUUUGGUCACUUUGUGAAAGAUUGCAAAGUAAAAAGCAAGAUCAAGAGUCUCACUAUUGAUGAUGAUAUUAAAGACUCUCUGUGUAAGAUUUUGCUCAAUUCCUCUACGAAAAACUUUAGUCCGGACCAUAGUGAUAAUGAGGAAAAUGAUUCAACCGAUGAGGACCUGCGAGUUCUCCAUCAAGAAGACUAUAUGCCUUCAGAUGAUGAGUGUAUACUUUGA